UGACAGUCCCGUUUGACACACCAAGCCAAAGUCGGCAUAGCUUUUCCUCCAUGCGCGGCAGCCCUUUGCCGCCACCAACGCUUGCAUGGAAGUAGAUGCACCUGCCAGGACUAUCAACAGCCACCGUUGCGGCUUGCCAGCGCCGUAGCCGGGGACAGCCUUAGUCGCCCACCGGCACCUCUGUGGGUUUCCUUGCUAUGCACGCGGCAACGUCCGCUUUUGCAUCAAGCAUACAGCGCUUGCUAUUGAGGAUGUGGCCGACCUUGUCGUCAAGUACAAGCGCCCGUCACUUCCCUGAAGUCAGGGUAACGGUCCGGGUACACAGGCAUGGGUACGUCCUAGGGAAACGGUCGGGGCGCUUGGCAAUGUCCUCGCUGGGGUGUGAAUCCUGCGAGGCUCUGACCAGUCCCCAGCCGCAAACCCGGGAAGGCGCAAUUCUGUCGAACUGCGACUGUUCGAGGCUCAGAUGUUCCAUACCCGUAAAUAUUGGUAUCCCCCAUGUAUGGAUACAGACCACAUUCAGAUAUCAGAUCCAAGAGCACAAGUCUGCCUCACGUUCUUCACGCAUCAAGCUUGAUAAGCAGCUAAAGGCCGCCCACGUCCAGUCAGAAAACAGUACGUUAGCCCCACUCAGCAGUCCCAAUACAUGCGUUGCUAUCAUCUCGGUGGUGACCCGACCAUCCCCUUAGUUUUGACAAAACGAGGCUUUCCCCAUCUUACAAGACUUCAGAAUUGUAGCGAGCCAGACCUUCCCUACCAUCCAUCGGAAAACCUCGAUCAAGGAGUGACCGUCCGCACCGUGCCACACCUCUGCCUGUGCCCCACCAAAGUUUUGUGGGUUAUCGCAACCUAGGACUCCAUCAGCCUCCCCCUACUGGGCACAGUCCACAAAACCUCAAGACUCUUAAGCGGAGGUACAAUCCAUUGGCGACUGAUCG
Didymella exigua CBS 183.55 is the source of this 938-nucleotide messenger RNA. RefSeq lists its product as uncharacterized. Bases 198 to 689 code for a protein of 163 amino acids. NCBI's taxonomy places the organism in Eukaryota, Fungi, Ascomycota, Dothideomycetes, Pleosporales, Didymellaceae. The transcript has a single exon. The record is from RefSeq and is a predicted model, not a curated record.